This is a messenger RNA of Caenorhabditis briggsae, 261 nucleotides long. Bases 1 to 261 code for a protein of 86 amino acids. The record is from RefSeq and is a predicted model, not a curated record. The transcript is spliced from 2 exons. Lineage: Eukaryota; Metazoa; Nematoda; Chromadorea; Rhabditida; Rhabditidae.
AUGACUCAUGCUCUUUUGAAAACAGUUUUACUGUUGCUUCUUCUGAUUCCAUUAUCUCUGGCAGCCUCCACUAGAGGACAAUGUCUUACUGAUCGAAACUGUGAUCAGCAUCACAAAUGUGUUAAUCGGCACUGCUUCCAUCAAAGAGAGUACGUCUUCAAGUGUAUUAAUGAUCUAACUUGUCCGGACUUCCACUCAUGUCACAAUGGCGUUUGCCUUAUGGAAAAGACAUCGUCAAAGAAUCAGAAAUCUAAUGUAUAA